CGCUUCUUCAUACGUCUAUCCAAUCAGAUCUUUGCUUAGUGGCAUUCAACCAGCAGGAGGGUCCAGGGAUCAUGACGGCGACACACCAGCGGAUGUCCGCUCUCUACCCGAAAUGGUAGACACUUUCCAUCGAUCAAGUAGCUCUGGCAACUUGGCGAGCAUGUCGGACUCCCCAAGACGAGAUUCAAGACCUCGCAGUGCGGUCGACCUCGCAUCCGCAUCUGGUCCUUCCAACCGUCGCUCCCAUAACGGAAAGCGCGGCCCCAUCCCCAACUACCGCGACUUUUCGCCAGACGAAAGCCCCUUCUCUCCCCGAACAUUCGCUUCCGCCCUCCCUGGUACUUCGCCAUCAGACUCAGACAUCUCUCCCGGCGUAGACGCGCUAUUCGCCCCGGAAUCUGAGGAUGAAGCCGUGCUUUAUCUUCCCAACGCUGGCACGAGAUGUACCACUGGAAGGGAUGAUCCUCGCCAUCCAUAUCCUUUUCCGGAGGUGGCGACGGAGGCAUUGGCGGACUUCGCUUCACGCAAUUCGCUGAUACCAGGUGUAGCUACCGAAGACCACCCGAGCGCGUCACCUUCUGCGGGCUCUCUGGCGGAGCUCCUUGCACAUGAACCGUCAAACUUCUCGCAGUCUGGCAUUGUUCAUCUUGCCCCCCUAGACGAGCAAUCAAGGUCUCGAUCCAGUUCAGGAGGUCCCAACUCUGGACGACGGAACAGCCCUAGAGUGCCGCACUCAGGUAAUGGUUCCGGGGGCUCGUCACCACAUCUAGGGCUGUCUAGGUACAGCGGCUCUGGCUCGCGUGGACAGUCUACCGAUCUCUCCACCUCCAACCCUUCCUCAUACUUGAAUUCAGGCUCUGCUAGUCUUGUGAGCGGCUCCACUGGCUCUUCCCGACCACACACGACAUUAAGGUAUCAACAUGUUGAAGAUGAGGAUGGACAUCAUCUCAUUGUGGGGCGGGAAGGCAAGUUGACGAGGUGCGAAGAUGAGCCAAUUCGGGCCCCCGGCGCCGUGCAGGGAUUCGGUAUACUUAUCGCUGUGGAAGAGGAUCUUGAAACGGGGAAUCUGGUAGUGCGACAGGUUUCCGAGAACUCAACUGAGUUGCUUGGACUCCCUCCGUCGUACCUUUUUGGUCUGGAAUGCUUCUCGCAAACGUUUCCGGAACAACAAGCGGACGUGCUUUUCGAUAAUAUCCAGUACCUCAGCGACACAGCGCUGACAGCCGAAGAGCAAGCAGAGAAUCUACAUGUCUUUAUGGUGAGUGGAUGGGGCGAACCGGGGUCUGCCCUGUCCGAGGAACCUGGCGGCGAUGUUCACAACAGACGAACCUGGACGUGCUGGUGCGCCGCACACAGACCACAACUCGCUGUACCCGGCGGCGUGGCGGCAGGAGAAGAUGGCGUCGACGCUGCUUAUCAGAACACCAUCAUCCUCGAGUUUGAGUUCGAGCGCGAUCCUUUCAACCCGUUGUACCCGCCUCCGCCGAAUGUGGAAGACGAUGUGGGCAGCUCUGGGGUAUCCUCUCCGUCAAACGCUUCUACCACAGAAUCGGGUAGCUCCGGACGCACACUCGUGUCCAGUCCAGACGAGAGCGUAACAUUGGAUACGCCCCCAGAACCCGCGGAAUCUUCCAUGGUGGUCGGCGAUAAUCCUCCCGCCUCAACAACGCCAUCGAUAUCGGAGCCUAUCUCAGGUCACAAUGUACCAGGCAAUGACGAAUGGUUGCCCAGCCCCGAAGAUAUCCUCGAGAGUACGACAAGUCGAUCGAAGCCACUCCCAGCGCUUGAGCGCCUUCGGCGCACCAAGCGUUCUUCUAUCGAGGACACGCCCUCCUCUGACCACGGCAAUGGCGCUCGGCCUCGGGCUAGCCACCGUCGAAGGCGAGGGACCGGCGCGGUCGGUAUGAUGGAUGUCUUCGCAGUCAUGGCGCAGAUUAACGAACAGCUGGGCGCGGCUCCCGACCUGGAUACGUUCUUGAAAGUCACGGCCGGCGUGGUGAAGGAUCUCACGCAGUUUCACCGAGUGCUGCUAUACCAGUUCGAUGAGGCGUGGAACGGUCAAGUUGUAGCGGAACUCGUUGACUGGAACCAGACACACGAUUUGUACCGUGGGCUUCAUUUCCCCGCAUCGGAUAUUCCUGCACAGGCGCGCGAGCUGUAUGCUUUGAACAAAGUCCGCCUGCUGUACGAUCGUGGGCAGCCUACAGCCCGCUUGGUCGUAAGGAGCAAAGCCGACCUCGCGAAGCCACUUGAUAUGACGCAUUGUUAUCUCCGAGCCAUGAGCCCAAUUCAUAUCAAGUAUUUGGAGAACAUGGGCGUCCGUGCCUCGAUGUCUGUGUCCAUCAUCGCAUUUGGGACGCUGUGGGGUUUAGUCGCCUGUCACUCCUACGGUCCACAGGGUAUGCGCGUCUCGUUCCCCGUGCGGCAGAUGUUGCGGCUCCUCAGCCAGUCCAUCUCGCGGAACAUCGAACGGCUGAGUUAUGCCCAGCGGCUCCAUACGCGCAAACUGAUCAACACAAUGCCGACGGACCAGCAUCCUGGAGGGUACAUCGUCUCGAAUGCGGAUGACCUGCUCGGGCUAUUCGAUGCCGACUACGGUGUCCUGGUCAUAGGCGAGGGCGCAAAGAUCCUGGGCCCAAACCAGCAUGGCCAGGAGAUUCUCAUUAUUGCAGAGUACCUGCGACUGAAGCAGUUUACUACGCUGCAAGUCUCCCAGGCAGUGACAGUCGACUACCCGGACCUCCAGCUCACUACUGGUCUAGAGGUCAUCGCCGGGCUAUUGUAUGUUCCUCUGUCGGCGGGCGGGCGGGAUUUCAUCGCGUUCCUACGCAAGGGCCAGCCGCGGGAGGUGCAUUGGGCAGGGCGGCCGCGGAACCCAGGCGAACGUAACGUUUUGGAGCCGAGGCGGUCAUUCAAGACGUGGGCAGAGAUAGUCGCUGGACGGUGCCGCGCGUGGACAGACGAGCAUCUCGAGACGGCAGGCGUGUUGGCUUUGGUGUACGGAAAGUUCAUCGAGGUGUGGCGGCAGAAGGAGACUGCGCUGCAAACAACCAAGCUGACGAAUAUCCUGCUGUCGAAUGCAAGUCAUGAAGUACGAACGCCGUUGAACCAUAUCAUCAACUACUUGGAGUUGGCUAUGAAUGGUCCCCUGGAUAUGGAGACACGAGAAAACCUGAGCCAUUCUCAUGCCGCUUCGAAGAGUCUGUUGUUCACGAUCAACGACCUCCUGGACUUGACGCGUCUCGAAAGCGGUCACGAGACCUCUUUCAACGAACCUUUCGAUCUCCAUCAAGCAAUCGACGACUCCAUCCAACUAUAUCGGAAUGAAGCUCGCAGACGCGGGCUCGCCUUCAUCCUGGACCUCGAGGCCUGUCCCAGAGAAGUUGUAGGGGACUCGCGGAAGAUCCGGACGGUAGUUGCCAAUCUCACGGCGAAUGCCCUGAAAUACACGGCCCAAGGGUCUAUUUCCGUGCGAUGCAAAGCGUUCGAGGAGCCUACAGGCCUGAGGGAUACCGGCGAUCUCGCAGUGGAGAUCGUUGUAGCGGACACGGGUUGCGGUAUUCCCAACGAUAAACUGGAGAGCAUCUUCCGGGAGUUCGAGCAGGUGGAGACUGCACCACGCGCGCACUCCCCCGGGCUUGGUCUCGGGCUGGCUGUCGUCGCUCGCAUCGUGGAGCAGCUUGGCGGUCAACUGCGAGUGGAUUCGAACUUGGGCCAAGGAAGUCGCUUCUCGUUCUUGUUGCCUCUCACCACCGACGUGCAUAGGAACAGCGUGUCGAGAUCUUCCGGGUCGUCCCGGUCGUCCCUGGUGCUGACGCAACACGGCGGCUCGCGAGGCUCGGAGUUGAACGACUUGGUCGACGCGCUAUCUGUUAGCCAUAUGGAUGAUUCGGUAGCUCUGCCCAGGCCAUCGAACGACCGUACCUCCACAGGACGGUCCUCCACCGGAUCCGCUGGCGGGCAUGUCGAGAUUCAAGAUUCCGGGAUACCUUUGCGCCCCGUGAAAGUCGAUGAGUUCUCCCUCGACCGUCCGGUACCUCAACCUAUGAGCUCUGUCAGCUCACAGGCCCGGAAGAGUAGGAGCUCGCCCGCGAAGCGCUCGCCGAUUGGCCGCUCUCAGUCAGAGUCGCUUCCCAAGCUUCGGAUCUUGAUUGUUGAGGACAACGAUAUCAACCGCAUGAUUCUCGCGAAGAGGCUAUCCUUGGAUGGACAUACCAUCGUCAACACGACGAACGGACAGGAGGGCCUGGAGAUGGUGCAGUCUGAUCGUCACUUUGACUGCAUUCUCAUGGAUAUCCAAAUGCCUCUGCUCAACGGUUACGAGGCAACCGAACAAAUCCGCAUCUUAGAGAAAGAUGUUGAACGUCUCGACCGUGCCUCCCACCAGCAAAACGGGCGUAUACCCAUCUUCGCCGUCUCUGCCUCCCUGUAUGAAAACCAGCGAGACGAGCUGUACAGGCUCGGCUUGGACGGCUGGAUCCUCAAACCGAUCGACUUCAAGCGGCUCCGUGCGAUCCUGAGGGGCGUCGUCGAGCCCGCCCAACGCGAGAAGGACGUCUACCGCCCGGGAAUCAACUGGGAGGUCGGCGGCUGGUUCUCGCGGCCCGCGGACAAGGCUCCAUGAACAAUGUCUUCAUCGCGGACACGGAAAUCACUGGCGGCCUACUGCACUUGCUUUCAUAUUCCCUCGUCGCCUUGCUAUCGAUCGGGCUACCGCAGCAUUCAUCAUAUCAGACCCGUCACGCCCGUACUCAUACCGUAGCAUUUCUAGGGCAGACAGAACACGCAUCCGCACACACGAACGUUCCGCGCCCGUGUUUGCAUACCAUAUCAUGUUUUCCUUAUAAGGCUGCUCUCUGUGGGUCGUUUCAUGUUGUAUCACUCAGGUCUCCCCCUUCCGUCAUUCGCGGUUCUCGCAUAUCCCUUGCAUCUCGUAUCUUGUAGCCAUACCUCCAGUACAUACACGCGCGCUGUGGUUCGGCUUGCGACUGUCUCUGCUGUAUUAUAGCAUUUACCAUUGGGGAAAUCUGUAGGCUCGUUAC
Trametes versicolor FP-101664 SS1 is the source of this 5042-nucleotide messenger RNA. RefSeq lists its product as uncharacterized. The record is from RefSeq and is a predicted model, not a curated record. Gene Ontology annotation, biological process: regulation of DNA-templated transcription; phosphorylation; detection of visible light. Bases 113 to 4624 code for a protein of 1503 amino acids. Gene Ontology annotation, molecular function: phosphorelay sensor kinase activity; protein binding. Lineage: Eukaryota; Fungi; Basidiomycota; Agaricomycetes; Polyporales; Polyporaceae. The transcript is spliced from 19 exons.